AUGAAUAAUAAUACUAGGAUACCCGCACCGUUUUCCUUCCACACAGAGUCUGGGAAUUCACCGACUCGGAGUAAGAAACGAUAUAAGAUGUCAACAACAACAACAACAACAUCGCAUAUAAAUGGACAUGGUUCGUUAUUAAAUGAUAUAACAAAUAGGACGCCUAGCGCAAUUGGUGGUUUGAAGAUGUCGUUUGGAGAUCAAAGUGCAGUUGAAUUAGUGAAAAGUCGACAGAGAAAAAUAUUUAAAGAUAUUGCACAUUUUAAAAACGCUAUUAUUGAAAUUGAAAAAGAAAUUGACAAUUUAAAUAAGGUUUUAAUCCCCGAUGUGAUUAAGCUUGAUAAUCAAAGACGUAAUGAUAUUGUUUUGGUAAAUGAUGAAAUUUUACAAUUAAAUAAUGAAGUUAAUGAAACUAAGUUAUCAUUGGAAUCACUUUAUAGAAAUGAUGAAUUAGAAAAUAAUAAUUUACAAUUAGCACAUUCAAUAAAAGUAACUACUUUUGAGAAUGAAUUAGAAGAUCAAAAGUAUAAAUAUAUUGUUGAACGUGAAAAGGAUUUAUUUGAAACUGAAAAUAUGAAACCAAAUGAACAAUGGGAAAUUGAAAUGAUUGCAUUAAAGGAACAAUUUGAACAAGUAACUAGAGAAUUAAAUGAUAUUACGGAAUCAAAUAAUCAAAUUUGUAAAGAAUAUGAAAAAUCCGGACCUGUUGUCAUUGAAUUUGAAAAUUUUAAACAAAAGAAAACACAAGAAAUGAAUGAUUUGUUAAUUCAACAUCAAAGUUUAAAAGAUAAACAUAUUGAAUUAGAAAAAGAUGUCAAUGAAAAUGAAUUGAAAAGAAAUAAUUUAUCACAAGAAUUAAAUCAAAUGAAUCAACAAAUUAUUGAUUGUGAAAAAUCAAUUGAAAUUACAACUAAUUUAAAUUUAAAACAUUCCAAAGAAUUAACCGCAAAGGAAAAAGAAUACCAAAUAUUAUCUAAAGAAUUACAACAAAUUACUGAUAAAUUUAAAAUAUCUAGUGAUAAAGAUUUAUUGCAAUCAGGCAAAUUAAUCAGGGAACAAAAAUUACGUAAAAAAUUAUCUUUAUCGAUUGCUCAAAUUAAUCACAAAAUACCCAUUGUAACAUUUACUGAUGUGGCAUCAUCAAGUCAUGAGCAUCCAUUAUCUAAUACUACGAUAAAUUUCAAAAAUAAUCCUUUAAUUACAAACAUUUCUGAUCUAAUCCAGUAUGAAAUUCAACCAUUAUAUGAUUUUUAUGAACCAAAAUAUCGUAAUUCUUUGACAAUAUUCUAUGUUUCCGAAUCAUCAACAACAAAAUUCGUUCCAAAAUUUAUUGAUUUCUUACAGGGUAAUUAUUCUAUUUCAGCGACCAAGAUGGAAACGGACACUAAUAAUCAAUUUAAAUCGAUCGAUAUAGAAGAUAUCAAUAAAAUCACCGAACAUUCAUCUUCAAUGUUUAAAUUUGAAUUAUCAAUAACUGAUCAAUUUUUCCAAGAGAUUACUCUUGUACCCGUUCAAUCUAUAUCUGAGAUAGAAGGAUUAACGAAAUCAUUAAUCAGAGAAAAAGAUAAUCAUAAUGAAAUUAAAGGUACAUUACCAUAUAAUGAAAUGAUACGAAAAGGUAAAUCGAUAUUCAUAUGUAACACUAAUAACACUAGUGGAGAAGAAAUCAGGAGGCUAUGCAAAUAUUUACAAUACAUGACUAUCAAAUAG
Messenger RNA from Maudiozyma saulgeensis, 1710 nucleotides. The record is from the annotation of a GenBank genome assembly. NCBI's taxonomy places the organism in Eukaryota, Fungi, Ascomycota, Saccharomycetes, Saccharomycetales, Saccharomycetaceae.